CGUGCACGGGACAAGAUGGCGGCGCCCUGACUCUCCCACGCUGCUUCAUUUGCGCGUUUUCUGUCCGUUCUUUCGCCGUGACGACGAAACGGAGCGUGGAAGAUGUCGAGGCUCAUCGUGAAGAAUUUGCCCAGCGGGAUGAAGGAGGAACGUCUCCGCGCCAUGUUCUCCGCCUUCGGCACCCUCACCGACUGCGUCCUCAAGUUCACCAAAGAGGGCAAGUUCCGACGCUUCGCCUUCGUCGGCUUCAGGGAGGAGGAGGACGCCGAGCGCGCCACGCGCCACUUCCACAGGAGCUUCGUGGACACGUCCAGGAUCUCGGUGGAGCGGUGCAAGUCCUUCGGAGACCCAACCAAGCCCAGGGCCUGGAGCAGGCGCAGUCAUCGGUCGGCCACGCCCACUGAGGAGGAGGAGGAGCCACAGGAGGAGGAGCAGAAGAAAAAGGAGAAGGAGAAGAAGAAGAAGAGAAAGGAGGAGGAGGAGGAGUCCUCGGCUCUCGGAGCGCUGGAGCAGGACGAGAACUUCCAGGAGUUCCUCGCCGUGCACCAGAACCGAGCGCACAUUCCCACCUGGGCCAACGACACCCCAACCCGGGCAGCGAACCCACAGCCUGCGCCGCACGAGAGGCAGGAGGACAAGGUGAAACACAAAGGCGCGAAAGAUGACUACCUCAACUUUGACUCCGAUGAGUCCGAUGAAGAUCUGGAGCAGGAGGAGGACCAGGAGGACGAGGACGAGUGCCCCACCAAGGAGGCGCUCGAGAGCAGCCUUUCUGACAUGGACUACCUGCGCUCUAAGGUGGUGUCAGUGAAGGGUUCGAGCGUGGACGCAGAAGGCCAGGACAGCGACGAGGAUGCCAAGGAAGAACUGCUCGCGCAGCUCCAGGCUGGCGGUGCCUCUGAGAGUGAGGACAAGGACAGCGCACAAAGGGCCAAAGCAAAGAGAGGCAACAAGAAGGACAAACACGGUGAAAUGGACAAAAAGCAAGAGGUGGAACCCACCACGGACUUCACGGUCAAGCUGCGGGGGGCUCCCUUCAACGUCACCGAGCAACAAGUGCGUGAGUUCAUGACCCCGCUGAAGCCUGUCGCCAUCCGCAUCGUGAGGAAUGCCUACGGCAACAAGACGGGCUACGUGUUUGUGGACCUGCGCUCCGCAGAGGAGGUGGAGAAGGCCCUCCGCAAGGACAAAGACUACAUGGGGGGGCGCUACAUUGAGGUGUUCCAGGCCAGCGGUGACGGCGGCAGCAGCAAGAGGGCCCCCUGUACCGAGGAGAAGGGCGGCCAGAACAGGAGCUUCCAGCGGCAGAUCAGGGAGGACGAGGAGGAAGAGGAGGUGUCCGAGUCGGGCCGUCUCUUCGUGAGGAACCUGCCGUACACCUGCAACGAACGGGAGCUGUCGGACAUCUUUGCGCAGUACGGGCCGCUGGCCGAGGUGCACUUCCCCAUCGACGGCUUGACCAAGAAACCCAAGGGCUUCGCCUUCGUCACGUACAUGAUCCCAGAGCACGCGGUGCGGGCCCUGGCGGAGCUCGACGGCCACGUCUUCCAGGGCCGUAUGCUCCAUAUCUUGCCUUCCACGCUGAAGAAGGAGAAGGCAGAGCAGGAUCCCUCGGGCCCCGGGUCCUCCUCCUUCAAGAAGCAGAGGGAUGCCAAGCAGAAGGCAGGCAGCACCAGCUCGCACAACUGGAAUACGCUCUUCUUGGGCACGAACGCGGUGGCUGACGCCAUUGCCGAGAAGUACAGCACCACCAAGAGCCAAGUCCUCGACCACGAGUCCCAGGGCAGUCUGGCUGUGAGGAUGGCCUUGGGGGAGACCCAGAUUGUCCAGGAGACACGGCAGUUCCUGCUGGACAACCAUAUCUGCCUGGACUCCUUUAGCCAGGCUGCGGGCCCCCGCAGUAACGCUGUGCUGCUGGUGAAGAACCUUCCGGCUGGAGUCAAGGUCUCGGAGCUGGAGGCCGUGUUCUCCCCGCACGGCUCCCUGGGACGCGUUCUCCUGCCGCCGUCCGGCCUCACGGCCAUCGUCGAGUUCCUGGAGUUCUCGGAGGCCAAGAGGGCUUUCACCCGGCUGGCCUACACCAAGUUCCAGCACGUGCCCCUGUAUUUGGAAUGGGCCCCCGCCGGUGUGUUCUCCACCCCUCCUCAGGAGAAGGCCAAAAAACCCCCUGCAGAGUCCAACCCAGAAGCUCAGGAGCAGCGUGCUGAUGCGGCUGCGAGCGGCGAUGAGGAGGAGGAGGAGGAGGAGAGUGUGCCAGGAUGUACACUCUUUGUCAAGAACCUCAACUUCAGCACCAGCGAGGAGACCCUGGCUGAGGUCUUCUCCAAGUGCGGUGCUCUGAAGACCUGCACCGUUUCCAGGAAGAAGCAGAGAAGCGGUGACCUCCUUUCUAUGGGCUACGGCUUUGUGCGGUACAAGACCCCCAAGGCUGCACAGAAGGCCCUGAGGCAACUUCAGCACUGCACUGUGGACGACCACCAGCUGGAGCUGAAGCUGUCUGAGAGGGCCACCAGGCCAGCUGUCAGGAGUGCACGCACUAAGCAGACGGCCAGGAAGCAGACCACCUCCAAGAUCCUGGUGCGCAACGUUCCCUUCCAGGCCACUGCGAAGGAGCUCCGUGAGCUGUUUGGCACCUUCGGGGAGCUCAAGAGCGUGCGCCUUCCCAAGAAGGUGAGCGGCACAGGAGCGCACCGAGGCUUCUGCUUCGUCGACUUCCUCACCAAGCAAGACGCCAAGAAAGCGUUCGGCAGCCUGUGUCACAGCACCCACCUGUACGGCCGCCGCCUCGUCCUCGAGUGGGCCGACUCGGAGGAGACGAUCGAGGCUCUACGCAGGAAGACCGCCGAGCGCUUCCACGAUGCAGCCAAGAAGCGGAAGCUGUCUGAAUUGAAGGCGGGGAUCCUGGAGGACAUGGGCGAGGAGAACGAGGAGGCCUGAACAAGGAGACGCUGGCCUCGUUUUCAGGGCGGAUGGCUGCUCGCUUUGUGUCGCUCUCUGGAGGAGAAUCGACCCUCUCGAUGUGCUCGUGCUCUCCGCGGACGUUCACGUUUUUGCAGACGAGCACGAAAGGCAACGUCUGCUUGAACUGGGCUGCUAACAGGAGCAAGGAGAUCGAGCGCGUCAUGCAGAAUGGACCCGAAGCCAUGUAAAGGAAUGGGGCGUGAUGACUUCUGCUUUCCCCACACAGUUGCCCAGGCGUCCUCCACAUCUCUGCACCAGCUGUGUCUUGUUUCUGU
This is a messenger RNA of Scleropages formosus (Asian bonytongue), 3236 nucleotides long. It is a transcript of the gene rbm19, whose product is annotated as RNA binding motif protein 19. Bases 103 to 2937 code for a protein of 944 amino acids. Gene Ontology annotation, molecular function: mRNA binding. The record is from RefSeq and is a predicted model, not a curated record. The transcript has 24 exons. NCBI's taxonomy places the organism in Eukaryota, Metazoa, Chordata, Actinopteri, Osteoglossiformes, Osteoglossidae.